CAACUUACUACGUUUCUCAUUCAAUACGUAAAGCGGUUCGUGAACUGUUGGAAAUUCUGACACAUGUUUGUAUAUUGGAUUAAAUGGUGAGACAUUCGGACAUGUCCUAGUAGUGCAGUCGAGAUUCUUGAAAGAAAAAAAGUAAAAUCCGUUUUUUAAUCCCGGUGCAAAAUUGAAGAAACCCAGCAAUGGCGGACAAACAACGAACUGUUGUUGUGGCGAUGGAUGGAAGUGAUCAGGCAAUUAAGAGCUUUAAAUGGUUCUGUAAUUCCAUCAAACAUGACAACGACAAAGUAGUGAUGGUGUACGCGGUGGAGGUCUACGGAGGGAUCUACUCCACUCAGUGGCUCAAUGUUCCGUACUCAGGGGAUGCUUUGAGAAAGAUGAUAGAUAAACAACACGAGGAGAUCAAACAGAAACUACACAAGUUUGCUGAAAUCAUGAAGAAAGAACAUGCCUCAGGGACGGUGCGAAGUGUACAGGCGGAGGACCCCGGGGAGGGCAUCAUCCGGGCGGCGGAGGAGCUGGGCGCUGACCUGAUUGUUAUAGGGUCACGUGGGAUGGGCGUGGUCCGCCGGACUAUCCUAGGUAGUGUCAGUGACUACGUGCUACAGCAUUCACAUAUCCCGGUCGCCGUGUGUCCGAAAGUUUCCUAGAGACUGUCAAAUCAUCAAUGAAAGAGAAUCUCGCGUCACUUUACUCAUUCACAACUAUAUGGAUGUAAUACACAUGUACCUCAGAUUUCUGUAAUUUAUCGAAUGUUAUACUCAUGUGUUACUAUUUGUUUAUUUUUACAUGUACAUGUUUUAUAUGACUUUUGAUUAUAAAAUGCAGAAUUUUC
Molecule: messenger RNA, 841 nt
Organism: Magallana angulata
Lineage: Eukaryota; Metazoa; Mollusca; Bivalvia; Ostreida; Ostreidae
Product: universal stress protein YxiE-like
Exons: 4
Coding region: 189-656 (155 amino acids)
Source: RefSeq, a predicted model, not a curated record